UUUGAUCGAAUUAAGCCAAAGUAGUUUAUCAUAUGAAACUCGUCUCGCUAAAUAUGCGGAAAGAGGAUUUGAACGCCCGUUUCAUAAGCUCCAAGGACUUUCCAAAUUAAUUGUUCUCGAAAAACUAUCCACUCCUGAUGAACGAGUCCGUUACAUUGAAAAUAGAGGCACACAGGCAAUGAAUAAAUCCUAG
This is a messenger RNA of Racocetra persica, 193 nucleotides long. NCBI's taxonomy places the organism in Eukaryota, Fungi, Glomeromycota, Glomeromycetes, Diversisporales, Gigasporaceae. The record is from the annotation of a GenBank genome assembly.